Molecule: messenger RNA, 3104 nt
Organism: Malania oleifera
Lineage: Eukaryota; Viridiplantae; Streptophyta; Magnoliopsida; Santalales; Ximeniaceae
Exons: 9
Coding region: 862-2523 (553 amino acids)
Source: RefSeq, a predicted model, not a curated record
UCCCAACGCAGCUCCCCGCGUCCAUCUCACGUGACAGAAAUGACGACUUCGGAAACUUUUCAAUGCAAAUCCUCUUUUUCCACGAGUAUCGCCUGAAGCCGCUGCGCUGUUAGGGUUUGGCGGUCACUCCAAAAGUGAAAGGGGGCCAAGCCAGUUGAAGCCGCAGCCCGAGGGAAGGUCUCCGCAUCUCUUAUCCCUUUCUCUUCUUCCCUCUCUCAUCCUUUUUGUUUUGCGAAGACCAAGACGCCUGUCGGUGGUCAGCUCGGCUCAGCUCGCGGCGGUCCCAACCCACCCGCGACCUACGCACAGCAGUCUCUGAACCGGACUCCAUUGUUGGACAUUGAGAUUCCGUCAUGUGAAUAGUGCUCAGAAGGAGCAAGGUGCCCUUUGGCUUUUGCAUUCCUGCGGAAUCCAGAGGGAUGGCAUGAACUCACUGCCAAAAGAGGGACGGAAUCGUUGAGAGUCCAGUCUCCUGCUUUUCUCUGAGUUGCUUUUGUGGAAACUUGCAUGUGAAGCGAUCUCUUCUUCACCGCGUAUUGGUUUGGAAUUCAAUAAUAAAUAUUUUCAUGAGGGCUUCUAUCUGUUGAUCUGUUUGCUUCUUCCUCUAGAUCUUCCCUCUUACGCCCGCUUUUGCAGCUCAGAUUCCGUGAAUUGUAUCUGUCUCAUUUAAGCUUCGGUCAUGUCUCCUGUUGAUGCGGUGGCCUUAAAUCUCUGGACAUUUAGAGAGUUUCCAAUUCUAAUUGAUGCUUAUCGAUAGCUAGUGGCCUCUUUAAAGCUCUUUGAUUUUAACUUUCAUACUGACUGCUUAAGCAGAGUGGGUAGUUUGUUUGCUCGAUGCUAGUGUAGUGUUAGCUGCUUUUAAUGAUGGAGGAUAUAGGGCUGUUCAAGCAGGGUUGGAAAUGGGUAUGCUCUCAGAAACACGCAUACUCGGGUGCUCGAACUGCCCUCAGCUGGUCCAGAGACAAACUUGCAGCAUUUGUAGAGCGUCAUUGGCCCACAGUGUGCAGUGGUUGUGCAAGACUGGGAGAGUUUCUACUGUUGUUGUUAUGUCAUUGGAGAGACUGCAUUGUUCGAGGUUCCCAGUCAUUUGUUGGGCUGGGUUCGGCAGCAUUGCUUGUUGUAAUGUGGAGUUGCUUUCUUAGUCUGACUUCAUUGUCUUGCAUUUUCUAUGUACUCCUUAGCAUGGGAGCUGCUGGAGCUGCUGUUCAGUACUUGGGUUACACAUCUGGUCUUUUUAUUGUAGGGUUGUUUGCAAUAUUGGUUCUAUGGAUGUAUGCUAACUUUUGGAUAGCAGGGACGUUGUUCAUAGUUGGAGGUUAUAUAUUCUCCCUAAAUCAUGCGCGGUUGGUGAUAUUCAUGGCAACUAUGUAUUCCAUUUAUUGUGUCAAAGUACGAGUUGGGUGGCAUGGAGUUUUUAUCUCAAUAAACCUUGCAUUCCUUUCAAAUGAUGUAUUAAAUUACUUUCUCCAAUGGUGUGACAAUGUGAGUGUGAGCUCACAUGCUGAAGAACCCAAGAAAUCAGAAUCAGUAACAGAUGAUGACUUUUCUGGAGAGUGUGAGUGCACCAUGCCGACUGAUGAAGAUGACAAGUUGUUUUCCUGUAAAUCAUCAAGUAAAGCAUCUGUGACGUCAUCUGUUGUUAACAACAAAACUGUCUCUUCUGUGAGAAAGGUGUUCAAAGAAGACACAAGUUCAGUGGUUGAGAUGAAUAGGAUAUUAAAGUGCAUUGAUCAUUACGAAGCCCUGGGAUUUCCUCGCAGUAAGAAAGUUGAUGCAAUAAUGCUGAAAAAAGAAUAUCGAAAGAAGGCAAUGCUUGUGCAUCCUGAUAAAAAUAGGGGAAGUCCACUUGCAAGUGAAUCAUUUAAAAAACUUCAAUGUGCAUUUGAGGUCCUUUCCGACUCUACAAAGAAGAGAGAUUAUGAUGAGCAAUUGAGAAAGGAGGAAGAAUCUAAGACCGUUUGUCAGAAAGCUCAUGCUGCUUCUCAAAAGGAUAAUUCUGAUUACUGCUCCGAAGAGUCAAGGUGUAUUCAUUGCACGAAGUGUGGGAAUUCACAUAUAUGGGUGUGCACCAACAGGUCUAAGGCCAAGGCAAGAUGGUGUCAGGACUGUUGUCAAUAUCAUCAAGCAAAGGAUGGUGAUGGAUGGGUUGAAUACAAAGGCUCAUUGGUUUUUGAGAGGCCUCAAAAGGUUGAAAUACCACGUGCUUUUGUUUGUGCCGAGAGCAAGAUUUUUGAUGUGUCAGAAUGGGCUAUUUGUCAGGGAAUGGCUUGUAGGCCUAACACCCAUCGGCCGAGCUUCCACGUGAACAUGGUUGGAUUGGAGAAGACUCAAAGAUCCAACUCAAGGAGGUUUCCCUGGGAUUUGGAUGCCGAAAUGAUUGACGAAGAGGAGGAGUUUGAGCUGUGGCUGCAGCAGGCGCUAGCAUCUGGCCUCUUCUGUGAGACAUCCAAACGUAGAAAGAGCUGGAGCCCCUUCAAGCUGCAGCAAAAGAAUGGGAAGAAGAAAUGGCGAAUGUCAACUUGAUGACAAAGUGGAGGCUUGUUACUCUCCCACAACGGAUUACCCACCCCUUGAAAGAGACUGAAAUUGUACAUUAUUGACCAGUGUAAUUGUACAUUAUUGACCAGAGGUUCCAGUCUCAUCUAAAGGCAAGAUGAGAUGAGAAAAGGUUGGGUGGUGGUUGAGGGAGAAAUCGAGUUUCCUUUAGUUUUCUUGUCUGUAAAUAAGAACCGACUACUUCUUUCAGUUCUGCCCUAUUCCGUAGUCCUUUCCCUUUUGGGAAUUCUAGUUUUGAGGUUCAUCGUUGGGGGAACAAGACUCACUUAAAUACCACAUGGAUGUCACGGUUGCACAGGAACUUGCUGCCCGGCGGCAAUAAAACGGGAAAGUCUUCUGUAAUGCAUUCACCAAAGGUCUGUCCAUCUCCCUCAGCCUGAAGUUGUGGAUGAUGCCACGUGUUUUGUACACGUUUAUGUAUUACGUUUAUGCUUAUUAACUUGCCAUGUAGGGCGUUCUCUUCCUGAAUUGACACAAUUAACUUAAAACACAACUUGUAUCUUUUGUGUGAAAAAAAAAAGCAGCGAGUUUAAUCGGUGUUGUUAUUA